Molecule: messenger RNA, 4245 nt
Organism: Hemicordylus capensis (graceful crag lizard)
Lineage: Eukaryota; Metazoa; Chordata; Lepidosauria; Squamata; Cordylidae
Gene: APBA3
Product: amyloid beta precursor protein binding family A member 3
Exons: 13
Coding region: 338-2770 (810 amino acids)
Biological process (GO): chemical synaptic transmission
Cellular component (GO): plasma membrane; cytoplasm; dendritic spine
Molecular function (GO): protein binding; amyloid-beta binding
Source: RefSeq, a predicted model, not a curated record
CGUCUAGAGAGGAGGACAAGCAGCAGGAGGAAAAGCGCAGCAGGCGGCGAGAGACUGGACCUUUGGAUCUGCUGCUGCCGCCGCCCCGGAGACGGAGCAAGUGGCCCUGAUCCUGCAUGCAUUUGGCACAACAACGGCGCCGAGGACGGUCCUGCAGCCCGCCAGAAGGGAUUCCCCCCGCCCCGCCUUCCCCUUGCAAACUUCCCUGGGAGGGGCCAACUUUUCUAAGAAGAAAAUCCAGCGUUUGGUCAAGACCAUGGUUUAGGACCAGGAGCCGGGGAGAAAUGUGAGGGCGUUCCUGUCCUGACCCCGGCGAGCGACCCUAACCGAGAGCAAGAUGGACUUCAAGACGGAGGCAGCUUUGGGGUCCGAAGUGCCCCCUGAAUCCCUGGAGCCUCCCCCCAUGGAACUGGAGGAGAGCCCAGGGCCACAGGGAGUGGCCCCCUCUGAGGCUGGGGAGGACCUGGUCUUCAUACAGCUGCCACCAAGCCGCUCGGAGGCUCCCCCGGCACGGCAGGUCAGAGAGAUUGGCGAACCUGGGCAUCGCGACCCGGAGGCAGCUGAGAUUCAGAGUGGCCUGGAGUGCACGGAGAGGCCAGCGUGGCGUUUGGACUCCCGAGACGCCCAGCGGGCCACAGAAGAGGGCGCUGAGGAGAGCAGCAGGAGCCCAAAGAUGGGAGCGGCAGGAGAAGCUGCCGAGGCUGCAGCCCGCGAACCCGGAACUGCCCGGUGGGCCAGGAAUCCCUACGAGGAAGCCCCGGCGGCAGCGGUGGAGAGCGGCCUGCAGGCCCAGGCCGGGGUCAGCCAGGGCGAGCUGAUGAUGGAGUUGGAGGAGGGCGAGGCGGCGGCGGCGGCGGCGGACGCCCCCGAGGCAGACCAGCCUCCGCUCCAAGACCUCCUGGCCCGGCUGCAAAGACUCAGCCCCACCUUCCGGGACAGUUCGCCCACCUCGGAGGACGCCCUGCUGCCCGCCUCGGACGGAGAGGAGGGGGGCCACGGCUUGGGGGAAGUCCGAGCCCCGCUCCUGGAGCCGGCUGCCCCGGACGAGCGCCCCCCCUGCCCGCUGCACGUCGCCAUGGGGCACGGCUUGGGAGCGGCUUCCCGCCGCUUCCUGCGGCCCGCCCAGAGGCGGAAGGGCCCGGGGAGCCACGGCUUGCUCUCCGCCGAGGCCGACCGGGAGGACUUGCUGAGUCUCCUGCGCUACGAAGGGGGCCCCCCCCUGGAGCCGGACAGCCCGACCCCCCUGGCCUGCUCGGAUGCUGUAGCCGGGGCCAGCUGCCAGGCGGGCCAGCCCCGAGCGAGGGCCGUGGCCACGGAGGAGACGCCGCCGCCGCCGCCCGAGGGGGCUCCCGGGCCCGUCCCUGGUGGCGAGGGCAGGGGGAGGGCCAAGGGGCCCUGCCGGUGGUUCCCGCGAGGAGCGGGGGCCGGGGCUCAAGCCUCCUCCUCGGACUCCAGCCUGGAAGUCAACAGUUGGGAGACCCCCCCAGCAGCAGCAGCAGCAGCAGCAGCGGAGCCCGGCGGGACGGCAGAGGAGCCCGGCUCAUCCAGCCGCAGGGAAGAGCCCCCUCUGAGCGCGGCCGUGGCUAAUAAAACGGACCUGUCUUCCUUCCCAGCGUACAAAGAAGUGCCAGGCCCUUGCGAGCCGGAGGACCUGCUGGAUGGCGUGAUCUUUGGGGCCAAAUACCUGGGCUCCACGCAGCUGGUCUCGGAGAGGAACCCCCCCACUGGUGUCCGCAUGGCCCAGGCCCAAGAAGCUGUGGACAGGGUUAAGGCUCCGGAGGGAGAAUCCCAGCCCAUGACGGAGGUGGACCUUUUUGUCUCCACGCAGCGGAUCAAAGUCCUCCUGCUCGACUCCCAGGAAGCUCUGAUGGACCACCCCCUCCAGACCAUCUCCUACAUUGCCGACAUCGGGAAUAUCGUGGUGCUGAUGGCGCGUCGGAAACUCCCUCGCCGGGGAGAUGCUUCCACGGAGAAACCGCUCUACAAGAUGAUUUGCCACGUCUUCCACUCUGCUGACGCCCAGCUCAUCGCCCAAGCCAUUGGGCAGGCCUUCAGCGUGGCUUACCAGCAUUUCCUGCAUGCCAGCGGCAUUGACCCCAGCUGGCUCCAUCCCCGAAGGUGUGAUGCAGAGGAGGAGGAGGACGACGACGAAGCCCUGCCCAAAGGGGAGGAAUUGUACAACGGAGAUCUCGCUCACUUCUCCAAGCAAGAGAACUGCAAGGAGGUCGUUCUCCAUAAACAGAAGGGGGAAAUUCUGGGGGUGGUGAUUGUUGAGUCCGGCUGGGGCUCCAUCCUGCCCACGGUGGUCAUUGCGAAUCUCAUGCACAGAGGGGCGGCCGAGCGGUCGGGCAAGUUGAGCAUUGGAGACCGGAUCAUGUCCGUCAACGGGACCAGCCUGGUGGGCUUGCCCUUGGGGGCGUGUCAGAACAUCAUCCGGGAUUUGAAAAACCAGACUGAGGUGACCCUGAAUGUGGUGCACUGCCCCCCCGUUACGACAGCCAUUGUUCGGAGGCCCGACACAAAAUAUCCUCUGGGAUUCUGCGUGGAAAAUGGCAUUAUCUGCAGCCUGAUGCGCGGCGGCAUCGCGGAGCGGGGCGGCAUCCGUGUGGGGCACCGCAUCAUCGAGAUCAACGGGCAGAGCGUGGUGGCCAUGCCACACGAGAAGAUCAUCCAGAUCCUCACGCAGGCCGUCAGCGAGGUCCACAUCAAAACGAUGCCGGCCUCCACGUAUCGCCUUCUGACAGGCCAGGAGCAACCGGUCUUUCUCUGAGGGGAAGAAGGGUUGGGGGGGGUCUCAGCCCUGCCUCUCCUUGUUUCCCACACGCUCCACACCCGUUUCCCAUCCAAAGCUAAACUCUGCAAGGAAGUCUCCCUUCUCAGCGUGGUGCGGAUGGCGGCGUGAUCUGUGGACGUUUACCUCUUUUUCCUGGACGAGAGGAGCAACGUUUUUUGCAUGGUUUUGUUCAAGUGGGGUGGGUUGCUGCACUUUAGCUUUAAACUGGCGUGUCCAGGCACCUCAUCCUGUGCAUUUUGCGUUGCGUCAGAACCCCUCCCUCCGUUCCCAUCUAGCCCAGUGUGAAGUGGUAGAGUCUUGAGACGGAAGCACUUUGUGUGGGCGGUACGGUGGUUUUAUUCAUGUUCCCCUACAGCAGGGGUUUGCAAACAUGUUGGACUACAAUUCCGAUCAUCCCCUGCCACGAUGGCCAAAGGCCAUCGUGGCAGGGGAUAAUGGGGGUUGUAGUCCAGCUGGGGACCUACGGUUGAGAAACCCUGCCCUAAAAUGCCCUGCUCAUAAAGAGUUGCAUAUCCUUUCCCCCUAGCUUUCUGCUUGCAGGGAUUUUUGAUUGAAAAAGGUGAAACCUUCAAAAACAGUACCUCCCACUGUCCUAGUCGUAGUCCACUGCUACCUCACCCCUGUCGCCUUUUCCCGAGGAGUGCAACGGACCAGUUCUUGCUCCUUCCUUGUCCACAUCCAAAGUUUGUAGGGGGCUUGCCCGCCCACCUUGCUUGCUUGACAUGGUACCAAACACAGCCUCCUGGGAGCUUUUCACACAAGUGGGAUGCUUGCAGGAUGCCGAUACACACACACGACUUGGAGGCGGAAUGAGGAACUGACUGCUUCCAGGUCACACUCCAACAACAGAUGUGAUGCUACUUUCUUCCUGGAUUGGAUCACUUCUAGAUAAAAGAUGUGAGAAUCUCCUGCAACUCUCUCUCUUCCUCCAAUAUGCUGGUUUUGUAGUUCUGGUCCUCCAAGGCAUAGAGGAGGGUGGCUAGAAGGGAGAUCUUUGUCACUGGUGGCCCACUGAGUGCCUGCUGGUUGUAGACAUUCUUCCGAUGCAGCAAGACACGUUUUCCGUUAAGAAAGAGUUAAGUAUUUCGGCUCACAGAACGGAGAUUACCCGAAUUGUGCGGCAAUAAGUAUGCACUCUUGCUUCGUAAAUUGAAGACUUCGAUGGACUGCGGGCUGGGAUAACCCCAGAGCAGGGCUGAAGACUGCAGCAAUCACUACUUAUUGACUGUGGAAGAUGGGAGCAGAACAGCCCCCCUUUCCUAAGUCAUUUGAAAUACCCAGGAGGGCUCAAGCACCGUGCUGUCAUCGUGGCUUCUGCAGCCCGCCUUCCUCCUGCCUGUCCGCCCCAGCUGAGGGCAAAGUAUUUUAUUUACACACACACACUCACAAAAAAUCUGCUACCUCUUAAAACUGGAGGGAACAGCAAUAAAAGUGGUUGGGGUUCUGCCGAA